GUUACGUACAGUGAUGCCCUCUUUUAAAACUCGGUCGAAUUAUGGAGGGUGUGUACUUCCUUUCGUGUUGUCCAGGUGGUCGUCUUGUCGAGAAAUAUAAUAUAAAAAGCAACGCAACGUGAUUUUAAGACGGUGCUAAUUAAGUGGAACUCUUAAGAAAUUUCAGAUUGUAUUUAAAAGUGCCACUAGCAGUUUGACGAAUAUUUGUUAGUCCAAAUUUAGGUACUAGGAGGGAAUGGUGAAGUAUAGUACGGAACGCUGCGAGGAGGCACCUCGGAAUCGUAAUGGCUAAAAUGAGUUAGCUUCCCGUAGGAGUUUUUACAUUUAGUUUAAUUUCAGAAAAUAAACGCGGUAUAGAUACAAACAGGACUUUCAGAUAACCCGACCAUGACGACUGACAACGAAUUCGAGUUAAAUGAGCUAGAAGUUUCAAUCUUGUCUUCAUCCUACGAAGAUACAGCACGCAACACACGAAGAGCUAUUGAGGAUGCCCGAUCUCUUGCUAGCGUCCACGUUAGCAAAGGUAUUUUAUGGCCUAUGGCAGGCUUUUUGCUGAUCAAUGCAGCGCUAGGAGCAGGCGUUCUUCAUUUCCCAUCUGCGUACUUCGAAGCUGGAGGUAUUUUACCUGCAACGCUUGUGCAGAUUCAUCUAAUGUUCCUAUUGAGUUUGACCAUGAUCAUUUUGGCAUCCGUGGCUGACCUGCGUUGCGACAAUGCCUACCACGAUGUCGUGCGUACGGCUUGUGGACCAGUUGCGCAACGUCUUGCUGCGCUCUCUGUUGUACUUGCCUGCUACGGAGCGUCUGUCAGUUUUCUUGUUAUCAUCGGUGAUCAGUAUGAUCGAUUAUUUUCAUCAUUGUACGGAAGCCGAUUUUGCGACGUGUUCUACCUGAGGCGCGAAUUCACCAUUUCAGCUACCUCCGUUGUUUUUAUUUUCCCAUUUUGCUUUUUCAGAAGGCUGGACUUCUUAAAAUUUGGCAGUAUUCUGGGCGUGAUGGUAAUGGUAUAUCCAAUACUCCUGAUCAUCCUCGCGUAUUGCGGACCGGGGCAAGCUUGGAUCGCAGCCGACAUAAGACGUUAUAAGGAAGCACAGCUGCACAGCAUCGUGGACCAAAUAGUAGCCGCAGGAAGGGCUGUACCAACAGUGUGUUUUGCCUACCAGACUCACGAGGUCGUUGUGCCGAUUUACGCGAAUUUACGAAACCGUCAUUUGUAUGAAAUGCUCCGUGCUACUCUAUUAUGCAUGGCUGUACUAUUUACGAUCUAUUCCACCACUGGAAUUCUCGGAUGCAUUACCUUUGGCGCCGCCGUUCGACCGGACGUCAUACAAAACUUUGAUGCGAAUUCACCAUACGUUCUUGCAGGUAUUGUUGUCUUAAUAAUAAAAAUGGUGUUCACGUAUCCCCUACUUGUUGUGUGCGGCCGAGGAGUGCUGGAACGUGUUGAAUUAGCUAGGUUUAAGCAACGUGAUUGCACCAGCAGGGAUUGGAGCGUGUAUACACAUUAUAUAAUCACCCUCGUAUGGUUCGCUACGAGCCUGAUGCUUGCUACAACUAUAUACAACCUUACCAAAGUCAUCGACUGGAUAGGAGGUCUAGCCUGCGCCAAUAUCUUUAUUUUUCCAGGUAUGUGCCUGGUAGGAAUAUCGACUAAUAGCAAGGAGUUCCGCAUUCAAAGGCCCGUUUUGAACCUUCUCGUAGGAAUAGUACUUGUUCUAAUAGGCAUCGGUUUAUCAACGAUGGUAUUCGCUAAGCAGUUAUAUGAAGAGGACGAUGAACUAGAAGUCUUGCUGUGCAACCCUGCGGUAUAGAACUAUCCGCUGUCUUGAAGCUCUUCGUUGGUGACCUAAAGUGUCUUAGCAUGUUCCUUGAGUUUUACUGAAAUUUAAAUAUCAUAAAAUUAUAUAAAAAAAAGUUUCCAAGAAGUGGGUUGAAGUUGGAUACACCAUAAUUACGAAGAAAGAUCAUGAUAUACGUAAUUAUUCCUUGUGCCGUUGCGCUACGCGGACAGUUCAUUAUGACUGAUGCACUAUUCU
Messenger RNA from Varroa destructor (honeybee mite), 2034 nucleotides. Its product is annotated as sodium-coupled neutral amino acid transporter 7-like. Gene Ontology annotation, cellular component: membrane. Gene Ontology annotation, molecular function: L-amino acid transmembrane transporter activity. Gene Ontology annotation, biological process: amino acid transmembrane transport. NCBI's taxonomy places the organism in Eukaryota, Metazoa, Arthropoda, Arachnida, Mesostigmata, Varroidae. The record is from RefSeq and is a predicted model, not a curated record.